This is a messenger RNA of Dictyostelium discoideum AX4, 4263 nucleotides long. RefSeq lists its product as hypothetical. Gene Ontology annotation, biological process: regulation of transcription by RNA polymerase II. The record is from RefSeq and is a predicted model, not a curated record. The coding region runs from base 1 to 4263 and encodes 1420 amino acids. The transcript is spliced from 7 exons. Gene Ontology annotation, cellular component: nucleus; mediator complex. Gene Ontology annotation, molecular function: transcription coregulator activity. Lineage: Eukaryota; Evosea; Eumycetozoa; Dictyosteliales; Dictyosteliaceae.
AUGGACCAAAAUCAACAACAACAACAACAACAACAACAACAACAACAACAACAACAACAACAACAACAACAACAACAACAACAACAACAACAACAACAACAACAACAACAACAACAACAACAACAACAACCUCCCAAUGGAAUGAUGCCAAUGAAUGGAGAACAAACUACACCAAUAAUACCACAAAAUAGAAAUAUAUCAUUAUCAUUGGUCAUUCAUAGAUUAGUAGAACAAUCAUACAAUAGUUUAUUGGGAUUAACAGAAGGAUUACCAAAGGCCAAUGAUUUAGAGAGAAAAAAAGCAAUUGUUGAUUAUUUAGAUGGUACAAGAGAGAAAUUUCUUAGAUUAAUGGUUUUAAUUAAAUGGUCAGAACAUGUACCAACUCUUACAAAAGCAAAUAAUAUAAUUGAUAUAUUAAAUCUUGAGGAUUCAUAUCUUAGAGAAGCAGCAGAUUUAUUAAUAAAUACACAAUUCAGUUUAGUGAAUGCAAGAGCACCAAUUUAUGAUGUGCCCACUGCAAUUGAUGUUUUAACAACAGGUACUUAUCAAAGAAUGCCAACAAACAUUAAGAGAGUAAUACCACCACCACCUUUAAAACCAACUCAAAUUGAAUCAGCCUUAGAAAGAUUAAAUGAUAUCAUCAAAUAUAAAUUAUUCAUUAGUGAUGUUCCAAAAGAAUUUCAACCUAUUACUGUUUCUGAUGGUAAGGCUCAUAUAUUUGUAGAUGAUGAAUAUGAAGCCUACUUAACGAUUGAUGGUGGAUCAGAGAAAUCAAAUUGGGUUAUAUUAUCAUUGAAUUUAUUUGUAUACUCAAAAAGAAAUUUAAAUGGUGAAGGACCAAUCAAAGUUGCAUAUGAUAAUAAAAUGAAAUAUGUUUUAGAUAGAGUUCAAAAUCGUAUCAUUUCAUCUGCUCAACCAUUAUUUGAAUUACAUAAUAUAGUUCAUUAUUUAUGUAUAUCAUCGCAAAUGGAUAUUUUAGCAUCACAAGUUGAAAACUUAAAGAAAACCAUUCUAAAGAAUAAUAUAAGAUGUGUAUUUGGUAAAGAUCAAUCUAUUACAGUAUUUUAUUGGUUACCUGAAGAUUUUAAUUUGGUUGGUGUAACACAACAUACAUUAGGAAAUCUAAUGCCAAAUAAACAUACAAAUUUUAAGAUUUACAUUGAUGAACAUCAAAAAAUUAAAAUAUCACAUUAUCCACCAAUUACUCAUCCAAAAAAUGAAAAUUAUUUUAAAAUUGCAAGUUUAAAUUUAGAAACUAUUUUAUUACAAGCAAUUGAAUUGAAUGCAUAUGAUAAAGUUUAUCUUUUGAAUUCAUUAUUAUUAGAUAAUAGAAUCACAGCAAAUACAACAUCAUCAUCAUCAUCAUCAUCAUCUAAUAAUAAUAAUACUGCAUCACCAAUAAUCAAUAGAAAUAAUAAUAAUGGUAAACCAAAUUUAUUAUCAACUAAACAAUCUAAUAACCCAUUAAGCAGAUCAUUCCAUUUAAAUGAUAUAAAGUUAAUAAUGAGUUCAAGAUUCUCUGAUGAAAAUCAAAAUGAUUCAAAUGGAAAUAAUGAUCAUUUACCAACUGUAUUGAGAGUGAUGUUAUAUGGUUCAAAGUUUUUAGAUAUCACUGUAAACUUUCAAAAUGGUAAAUUCUCACUCAUUAAAUCUUCAAAUUAUAUAGAGUUUACAAAUCAUUUAGAACAAAGAUUAAAUAAAGAUCCAAAUGAAAUUGAAUCAAUUGUAAAUGUAUUUAAAUUAAAGUCACUUUUAACAUGUUUUGAAGAAGCAUCAUUAUUUUUAGGAUUAGAAUGUUUUAAUAAGAUACCAUUACAAAUGAAUAGUAGUAAUAAUAGUGAAAGUAAUCAAUUGGCGAAUGAAUUAUUCUCUGAUUCAAAUUUCAUUUGUGUUAGUAUUAGUUUAGCAAAAGAGAAUAACCCAUAUUAUUUAGUUAUCUCUAUAAAGGCAACUUGUUUCACUCCAUCAUUUCAUUUACUAUUUUGUAAGAUGUUACCAAAAUCAACCAUAAUGACAUUGGAUUCUAUCAUUAAAUUAGAGAGUGAUCAAUUGAAUAAACUAUUGAAAGAAUGUCCAAUCGGUAGUAUAUCAAGUAGUAAUAAUACCAAUAGUAAUGGAAAUGGUCCAUUUCAAAGUUAUAUCUCUACACUCUUGGAAAAGAUUGUUGAAGCUUCAAAUCAAAAAAUUAAUUUAUUAUCAAUUCAAUCAUUUUUAAAGAAAGAAAAUAUAAAUUAUUAUCAACCAUCUCAACAAGAUAUUGAAAAUAAUAAUAAUAAUAAUAAUAAUAAUAAUAAUAAUAAUAAUAAUAAUAAUAAUAAUAAUAAUAAUAAUAAUAAUAAUAAUAAUAAUAAUAAUAAUAAUAAUAAUAAUAAUAAUGGUAAUAAUGGUUAUAAAAAUAAUGGAAUCACAACAACUACAUCUAUUGUUUUCCUUUUUAAUGAACAACAAAUUCAAAAGAUUUCACCAUUCCUUUCAAAUCAUAUAUCACAUCAAACACCAAUUACAAUUUCAUUUAAAAAUGGAUUUUAUACUUUAUCAUUCACUCAACAAAGACCAUUUGAAUAUAAGAAAUAUGGUAGUGGUAGUAAUAUUAAUAUAAAUUCUUUCGGAGAGAAUAAUUCAAAUGAAAAUUAUAUAUAUAGAAAAGGUAAUUGGAUAUUUAAAUAUCAACAAACUAGUGAUUGGUUUAAUAGUUUUUGUAAUGAUUUAAUGACAAUAUCAAAGAUUACCAAUAUAUCAUCACAAUUAUUGAAACAAAUGGAGACAUUAGAAAUCUAUAAACAAUUGAUAACUCAUUUAACUAUUAAACCAAUGUCAAUUGAAUUUGUUUGUUUUGUUGGUUCAAAUCAAACUCGUACCAAUGUUAUAAUGUUUGUAGAGAAGAAAACCGCUGAAAUUAAAUUAUCAUUUCAACCUUACUCCAAUCCAUUGUUGGUCUAUUUAGAGAAAGAUAUCAAUCAAUCACCAACAAAUGAUAUUACAAAUUCAUUACGUGCCAUCAUCAACUCCAAUGAUAUCUCUGUCUACAUCAAUUCAUUGAUAUCACCAUUGGAGUUAAGUUUCUAUUUACCAUUGGAGAUUCUGGUCAUACCAAGAUCAAUUUGUCAAAUUCGUCUUCUCUAUAAAAAUCUUUAUGGUAUUGAUAUUAAAUUGAUCUCUCAUGAAUAUUGUGCCAUCAGUGAUUCUUUCUACUCUUUAAAUUCUAGUAAACAAGUUAGACUAACAAGUAUAAAUCAAUUACAUUCAUUUAUGGAACAAAGAGUUUCACUUCAAGCUUUAGAUAAUCCAACUGGUCAUCGUACAAGUUGGCUAUUACCAAUUAAACAAUUUCAAAAAACUAUUAGUAGAAUUUUCAUUUAUUUAAAUUCUUUAAAUACUUUAAAAUUUGCUCAAAAUUUAAUGAAACCAAAUUUUCAACCACUUGUACCAUCAAAUCCAUCAUCUCAAAAGUUUAGCAAUGAUUAUUUUAUUGUAUCAUUUUCAAUUCGUGAUUAUACAUCAUUUGAUAUUGAUGUAACAAAUAAAAAUCUAGAGAAUUCAGUACCAUCCAAUGAAGAGUUGGCAUUGUUUUGUCAAUAUUUUAAGAAAAAAGUACAACAAUUAAACUAUAGAUCUCAAACCAUUGGUUCUUGUAUUCAAAUGUUAACAUUACCACCAAAGAUACUUUGGGAAUUCAUUAGAGUACUCUUGGAGAUUACUGGUCCAAAAUUCGAUGGUUAUACAAUUGAAAUCUCUCUAAAUACCUCUAGUAUUCACUCAAAGAAUAAAGAAUCCUUUUUUCAUAUCCCUGAUGAGAAUCAAGUUUAUUUCAUAUUACGUUAUUUGAAUUCAUCUCGUACAGAUAUCAUACCACCUGAUCAAUUCACUGAUAUUCCAAUCAUUUAUAACUACAAUGAAAAAUCAAUACGUUAUUGGAAUAAAUUGGAUUCAAAUAGCACUUCCUCCUCCUCCUCUUCAACACUUCCAAAGAAAUCUCUAUCAAUUGUUGAAGAAGUUAAACAAAAAUUCGUUGAAGAAGUUGCAAAAUUAAUCCCUGAUGCUUUAAAUGCUUCCUCUGGUAAAUCUUCUCCAAUUUCAAUUUUCUUUAAAUCUUUUCUCCCAAAAAUUAAACCAAUUUUCUCAAAUCCAACUGCUUCCACUUUGUUAUUAAUACAACAACAACAACAACAACAACAACAACAACAACAACAACAACAACAACAACAACAACAACAACAAAUUGAAAAUAAUAACUUUGCCUCUGCUUCAUCAUCAAUUAGGUAA